Gracilinanus agilis (Agile Gracile Mouse Opossum) is the source of this 1424-nucleotide messenger RNA. RefSeq names its product transmembrane ascorbate-dependent reductase CYB561. Bases 37 to 795 code for a protein of 252 amino acids. NCBI's taxonomy places the organism in Eukaryota, Metazoa, Chordata, Mammalia, Didelphimorphia, Didelphidae. The transcript has 6 exons. Gene Ontology annotation, cellular component: lysosomal membrane. The record is from RefSeq and is a predicted model, not a curated record. Gene Ontology annotation, molecular function: oxidoreductase activity.
CCUCUCUCCGGGGCUGCGCGGGCUCAGAAACCCCGGAUGGAGGCCAGUGGAGGCAUGGCGCACACUCCCACCGCAUUGCCCUACUUUGUGGCUCUGUCCCAGGUCCUGGGCCUGACGGUAGUAGCUGUGACAGGGGCAUGGCUUGGCCUCUACCGUGGUGGCCUUGCCUGGGAGGGUGCCCUUCAGUUCAACGUGCACCCGCUGUGCAUGGUCAUAGGCAUGAUCUUCUUGCAGGGAGACGCACUGCUGGUUUACAGGGUCUUCAGGAAUGAGGCCAAGCGCACCACGAAGAUCCUGCACGGGUUGCUGCACGUUUUCGCCCUCAUCAUCGCUUUGGUUGGACUGGUGGCCGUGUUUGAGUAUCACAAGAAAAUGAACUACGCCGAUCUGUAUAGCCUGCAUAGUUGGUGCGGCCUCCUCGUCUUUGUGCUUUACUUUGUGCAGUGGCUGAUGGGUUUCAGCUUCUUCCUGUUCCCCGGAGCGUCGUUCUCCCUUCGGAACGGGUACCGCCCUCAGCACGUCUUCUUGGGCGCCACCCUGUUCCUCCUUUCCGUGGGCUCGGCUCUGCUGGGCAUCGAGGAGGCCCUGAUAUUUGGACUCAAGAGCAAGUACAGCGAGUUCCAGGCUGAAGGCGUCCUGGCUAACGUGCUGGGCCUGCUGUUGAUCUGCUUCUCUGCCGUUGUGCUCUAUAUCCUGACUAGAGAGGCCUGGGGGCGGCCCCCCCGGGCCGAAGAGCAGGCCCUCUCCAUGGACUUCAAGACGCUGACCGAGGGGGAUAGCCCCGGCUCUCAGUGAGCCCCUGCCACGAGGGAGCUGGAAGCAGGUCUGGGCCUUGGGCCUCUCCUGUUCCAGGCGGGUGUUGGAAUAUGUCUUUGUAUUUCCUUUUCCCUGUGACUUUCCGGGACUCACAGGCUCCCCCUGAGGCUAUUCCUGGGCAGUGGCAGGACCCUGAGGUAAAGGUGCCCUUGAAUUGGUCCUGGGGAGGAGCCAGUGGGAUAGUCUGGAUGCAGUCAGUGUUGGUUUAUUACCCCGUGGCCAGGGGCUUCCCCAUCUCUCCCUGCCCUCUCCCCCUCCUUCCUUGGCUUUUGUUGUCCGUACCUCACCUCUUGGCAAAAUGAGUUGGCUGCUGACCUUGUGCCCUUACCCAGAGCCCGCCCCAGAGCACAGCGGCUCCAGGCGGAGGAGGAAGACCCUAGAAGAGACCCACCAACCCCGCAAAGGCGUCCAUUCCCCGGGUCUCUCUGAGCUGAAAGGGAAACACCAUUGUUUUAUAGAUGAGGAAUGUGACUUGCCUAAAGUCAUAUAAUUACUUGUAAACUCUUAUACCACAUGAUUCAUUCAUCUGGUGGCUUGGAAGGGGAUUGUUCUAAAAGCUUUUGGUUUUGGGACCCCAUAACUCUUAAAAAUUAUUGAGGAAGGGGGAA